AAGGCGGGAGGGCCCCGCUGCCGUGGGCGAAGCGGCGGGGGAGAGGACCGGGGGGAGAGGACGCUGCUCCCGGCGGAGGAAGGAAGGAAGGGGCUGCCUUGGCGGAGAGAGGCGGUCGGAAACCAUGCCUUUUCUGGGCCAGGACUGGCGAUCUCCAGGAUGGAGAUGGAUUAAAACGGAAGAUGGCUGGAAGCGAAGUGACCCUUGCAGCUCGGAAUUUGAGGACGAAGGCAAUCCACUUAAUGACAUCAACCAUGCUAUCCUCUUGAACAGCGAUGAAGAAAUAUGCAGCACCGAGUGUGAAUUUGCAAGCAAGAAAAGGAAAAAGGAUCACUUUAGGAACACUGCAAAAUCUCAGUGUUUUUAUCGUGAAAACUGGAUAUAUGUUCAUAAAGAAAGCACCCGUGAAAGGCAUGGCUAUUGCACUUUGGGAGAAGCGUUCAAUCGCUUGGAUUUUUCAAGUGCAAUUCAGGACAUCCGGAGGUUCAAUUACGUAGUUAAACUUCUGCAGUUAAUAGCCAAGUCCCAGUUGACAUCCUUGAGUGGUGCAGCUCAAAAGAACUACUUCAACAUUUUGGAUAAAAUUGUUCAAAAAGUUUUGGAAGACCAGUAUAACCCACGUCUGAUUAAAGAUCUUCUUCAGGACCUGAGUUCCACCCUCUGCAUAUUGAUCAGGAGUGUAGGGAAAUCAGUGCUGGUAGGAAACAUCAAUAUUUGGAUUUGCCGAUUGGAAACUAUCCUUAUGUGGCAGCAGCAGCUCAGUAAUCUUCAGAUGACCAAGCACAUCAACAAUGGACUUACACUUAGCGAUCUUCCUUUACAUAUGCUGAACAACAUCUUACAUAGAUUUUCAGAUGGAUGGGAUAUCAUUACUUUAGGACAAGUGACUCCAACAUUAUAUAUGCUCAGUGAAGAUAGGCAGUUAUGGAAAAAGCUGUGCCAAUACCAUUUUGCUGAAAAACAAUUUUGUAGGCAUCUUAUUUUGUCAGAAAAAGGUCAUAUUGACUGGAAGCUGAUGUAUUUUGCACUUCAGAAAUGUUAUCCCAUAAAGGAACAAUAUGGAGACACCUUGCAAUUUUGUCGUCACUGCAGUAUUCUAUUCUGGAAGGACUACCAACUUGCUUUGUUAUUCAAGGACACGGGUCACCCUUGCACAGCCAAUGACCCCACCGGGUGCUUCACACCAGUCUCCCCGCAGCACUUCAUAGACCUCUUCAAAUUUUAACUGCAACCCGGGGCCGAGGCCGAGGCGUUUUUUGUAAAAGGUUUGCAGCACCAGGCAGUCUGUGAAUGGGGGUUUCGUGUGUGUGUGUGUGUGUGUGUGUUCUCCUGAUGUGUUUCGAGUGUAAUCAGGGUCAAAUAGAAGAGUUGCUGGAACUUCCAUUAAAACCUUCAAUUUCUCAGGAGGAAGAAAAGAGAAAGACAAUUCACUUAGGAAGGGAAGAUAUACCAGAGAGAGAGAGAGGUUUCUGUGAAAGUAAUAAUUGGAAUCGGGCUCUCUGGCUGAUAGCCAGCAACACAUUCAUGUUUUUCUUUGAGUUUCGGUGAGACGUUUGGAGUUCAGUUGUUACUGGAAUGAAGAAACUGAUGAGUUUCUUUUUACUUGUCCAAUUCUAAAUAUACCCAGUUGGUACAUCCUGUAAAUACUCCCAUGAUACUCUUAGGGUUUCUAUGUAUAUAUCAUGUUGAUUGUGAGCAUUAAACAAGGGCAAAAUGUCCUGUGUAUCAGUUGUGCAGCAAAGCCAGCAAUUCCGUAUUGUAAAUACGUUCAGCACAGUAUUUAUUUUCUUAAAAUACCUUCCAUUAAUUCCACCCCAUCUGCCUGUCUCCUAAAUAAUGUGAGCUGUUGGUAUCCUGGCUGCUGAGCCAAGACACUGUUUUCUAGAUGUCAUCCAAUGAAGUGUGUUGAGUGAGCGGUGUAUGUGUUUCCCCAGUCUUCUCACUGAUGUCUCCUCAAGUCUUAACCGCUUUGAGCAAAAUAGGUGAUCACGGCUGGGCUUUGAGAGAAUGGGACUUGGUUUGAAGAGCGCUGUUGAAGCUUUGCUGUGAACAUCUUGGCUAGCUUCUCUGAAGUGGAAGAUAAUCUGAAUGCCGUCAUGGCUACUCUGAGAAUGGGAUUGGUAGGAGAAGCGAAAGGCAAAUUUUCAAGCACUUCCAGUGUUUAGAAACUCUUAAACCACCAUUUCCAUGUUCCAUGGAUUUAUGUUAUGUACCACCACGUGUAUUGAAUCUAAGUUUCUACCUGAAUAAAUAAUUUCAUCUUCUAA
This is a messenger RNA of Thamnophis elegans (Western terrestrial garter snake), 2267 nucleotides long. RefSeq names its product F-box protein 25 (gene FBXO25). Gene Ontology annotation, molecular function: protein binding. Bases 125 to 1225 code for a protein of 366 amino acids. Lineage: Eukaryota; Metazoa; Chordata; Lepidosauria; Squamata; Natricidae. The transcript has 11 exons. Gene Ontology annotation, cellular component: nucleus; cytoplasm; SCF ubiquitin ligase complex. The record is from RefSeq and is a predicted model, not a curated record. Gene Ontology annotation, biological process: protein ubiquitination.